Penicillium chermesinum is the source of this 474-nucleotide messenger RNA. RefSeq lists its product as uncharacterized. The transcript has 3 exons. The coding region runs from base 1 to 474 and encodes 157 amino acids. Lineage: Eukaryota; Fungi; Ascomycota; Eurotiomycetes; Eurotiales; Aspergillaceae. The record is from RefSeq and is a predicted model, not a curated record.
AUGGCAACCAAGACCUCAACCCCAGCACCGCGCGUCGUUACUGUCAAGCCAAAGCAGCCUGUCGAUAUCGACAGGCCGGUAUGGCAGGUGGCUGACAAGGCGAAGGCCGCCUUGAGAUCUUUAGAAGGCGGCGAGCUACUGCAGCUGAUCCUGCGUUAUGAGGAGGAAGAGAUCCAAUUCCUCGGGUCGCACAAGGUCAACCCGGACUCGCUGCCCACCUACUUCGAGUCGCCCUCUCCUCAAGUCUAUUCAUUCUACCAACACCCACGCACCAACAAUGUGCUAUUUAUAUGGACUCGACAUGGCGGGCACAAUGCGACGAAACGUCUUGCCGCGCAGGAUGGCGUUCGGCUGGAUCUACUCAGGAUCGCCAAGGAGCAGGGCAUCAUCAUCAAGAAAGAGAUCACCCAGAAAGAGGGCGAGGUCAGUGGCGAUCAGCUCAAGACCGAUGUGGCUUCUUCGGGCCGCCAGUGA